This is a messenger RNA of Dibothriocephalus latus, 300 nucleotides long. NCBI's taxonomy places the organism in Eukaryota, Metazoa, Platyhelminthes, Cestoda, Diphyllobothriidea, Diphyllobothriidae. The record is from the annotation of a GenBank genome assembly.
AUGCCAAGAAUCGGAGUCGCCUCUGUCCUACAGGCCUUCUUACAAACUACCGUUUUCGCGCUCGCCUUCUAUGUAGGUCUGAGUCGGGUCUCAGACUACAAGCACCACUGGAGUGACGUCCUGGCCGGCAUGCUUCUCGGUGCCGCGGUAGCCAUCUUUACGGUGAGUGCAAACGGUCCGAUGGUACACUUGACUGUCUUUGCGUGCCCUGUGUGCGGUCUGUGUGUGUGUAUAUUCAACUGGAUAUUUGUUGUCGGCCCCCUAAGCAGGCCGCACGAUAGAUGCGUUGAACCAACAUAG